AUCUACAAGAUGCGGAGAAUCGAACGCGGUGCCCACAGACUCCAAAAGCAGCCACUGGCUCGCGAAAUAAAUUCCAUUGAUGAUUUCCAUCACUCCUUUAUCUCUACAGGUCUUAUCCCAUCUCAAGUGCUCCCGAUCGGCAGACAAUUUCCCCGAGAACUGAAGGAAGAUUUAGGGCAAAUAAAGCCUGGAGCUGCACAAGGUUUGACCCCGCACGACCCGCGCCCCAUAAAUGUCGGCGUUGCUGAUACCAAGAUGAAUAAAGGUCCCAUGAGCACAACACCAGGAGAUCAUCCACAGGCGACGGAAGCAUCCUCCCCCCCUGAUCCCGCUAUACACACUCCCAUGAGAAAGCCUAGAUCUCCAAAAAUGCCUAGCAAAGUGCGUCGUCUUGACUUGCGGGGAAGAUUUCGUCGUUCAAAUUCCCAAAGGGGAUCACUCGAUUCCUUCCCUUACGCAAACGGCGAUUGCGAGAUUCCCUCACCUGUUCGUAUCUCUCCAAACCUUACACCCCCUUUACGUUCAUACUUGAGGGAACCUGCAAUCCGUUUUGUCAAAGGCAAGGCCCUGGAAGCGAAAAGGGAGGCCAAAGCACCGGAUGAGAAGAAGCGGAAGAGUACCAGCCCUGACGGCGAAUGCUUUGUGAGCUCCGAUGAAGAUGAGAGCGGAGGGGUUCUGCUCAAAUUUUACUCCCCCAUUAGGGCAUCCAUAAAUAGCCUAGCCCCAGACUCGGAAUCUGAAUUUGAGCAUAGCUUGGUUCCGGGGCUUGCUUCCGUGAAGCUUGGGUCAAACAAGAGCGACACAGCCAGUGGGGUUGGAACCCCCGGAAAAGAUACGGGGAAUAGUGACCCUAAUGGGAAUCUUACAAAUGAUUUUGGGUCCCAUCAGCACCUGCCCACCCCCGCAACAUUCGGGGGUCUCGGUUUUUACCCUGACGAUGCGGGUGACCACGUCAGUGGUAACUCCACUCAAAUAACCCAUGCUAGAGCAGCUAAGCCUACCAAUCGCACCGAACUUUUCCAAGGGAUGGAUAACUUGAAAGUUUCGAAGGAGUUUUCUUCAACUGUAAGGGAAAAAUAUGCCCCACGUUCGGCCUUCGGAGCCGACGACGCGGAAAGAGGAUAUGCUGAAUUCAAUGGGCUUCCUGAAGACUUUUCCUUAUCGGUCGAUAGUCCUUCGAAUGUGAGACCGCCGCGGAAUCAAAAGAUACGGUACCGAAGGGCGCGUACUUACAGGGAAGGAGAUAUAAUUGCCGGUACGGAUACAUCCAUAUUGUCUGAAACUAGCAUGGGGUUUAGAGCCAUGGAGAGACUGGGUUUUGAGAAGGGAAAGGGGCUCGGGCGUAAUAGUGAUGGCAUAGCAGAGCCGAUACCAAUAACUGUCAAAGUAGGCAGGCGCGGUCUAGGAUACUCUCCAGGCUCUCCUAUCCACCCUGAUCCCACGGGGAAUGACAGUGCUGGAACCAGGAUGGCUGAUGAACCAGCUUUCCUCCAAUCCGGCACAAAUAUCCCAUUGAUGCCUUACAACCAUGAGGAGGACCUUUUGAUAAAUCCGGAAACUCUAUACUCGGUCGAUAGCUACCUAGCACGCAAUCGCACAAGGGGUAAACUCACACUUCUGCUGCGAAAUUACUGCAACCGUGGUGAAUUGCUCGACGAACACCAUGCCCGCGAGGUGUUCAGGGCUUGUAUGCAACACAUGGACAAAGUUCCUGGCGGAAAAUUCUCAGCUACGCAAGUGGAGGCGAUCUUUAGGCGAAAACUGCACCAGUUUAUUAAUACUUUGGACAGAGCCAAUACUCGUAGUGACAUUUGGGGCCUUGGUGGGUGCAGUGGCUUGGCAAGGGACUAGGAUCUAGAACUUGUGUGAGGAAGCUAUUCCGUUUUGAUGGGACACGCGACCCAAGAAAAAAAAUUCUUCUGCACUGGUGGAAAAGGACUCUCGGAAUGAUAAUUAACUGGCUUUAAUUUCCUUUUAUUUUUCUUUCUUUUUCUCAUUUGUUUCUGCCCUUGGGUGAUUGAAGGUGUCAUAUUUCAUUUGCUGGUCCGAUAAGGUACUGUAGCUUAGCCAGUGUAAUACGACAGGGCCAAUACGUGCCUCCACGAG
Tuber aestivum (summer truffle) is the source of this 2106-nucleotide messenger RNA. NCBI's taxonomy places the organism in Eukaryota, Fungi, Ascomycota, Pezizomycetes, Pezizales, Tuberaceae. The record is from the annotation of a GenBank genome assembly.